GGUGGCCUUGAAGUGACAGUGUGCACAGAGGAGCCCCUGCUUUCUGCAGCACAGCUCUCGCAGGGCAACCUCCUGAGCGUCACGCUGGAGGCAGCUUAUUGUGUCCCUGAAGCCUUCGCUCCUGCUGCACCCCAGCAGCACUACAUGGCUUGCUUACAAGUACCAGCAGCUGGGGAGAAGGAACUCCCUGUGCUCUUCACCAAUGGGGUCCUGAAGGCUGCUGGUGAAAAAGAGCCAUUACCCAGGCCCAAAAAAUGGCCCCUGGCCAACGUCCUGGCCCCUGGUGCUCUGAGCAUCCCUGACUCCUUCAUCGUUGGUGGUCCCUACGAGGAUGAGGAUGGAGAGCUCAACAAAAGGGAGGACAGGGAAUUUAGGAUCCAAGCAGAAAGCACAAAGAGGAUCGUGUGGGACACGGAGAGACGUUGUUACCUGGAUCCUGCUGCAGCAGCCACGUGACUUGGCCUCUGCACCCUCUCAGUGCCCUGCUUUGUGCUCAGGCUGCAGCAGCGUAUCGUGGAGUGCUGGUACUGGCCCAUGGAGGUGUGCAGGGUGUCUGUGGCCUCACCCAGCAAAGGGAGAACCAGCAAAGCUGACAAGGGAGAGGAGGGGCAGGUUUCCUUCCAUGGCGUGGCCUUUGUGGACGUGCUGCCCUUGCUGUGCCCAGGUGUGAAGCGGCUCCGAGGUGCUUUCCGUGUCGUCACCUACCAGGACAGCCAGGUGUCUGAGAAGACCAAAUGUCAGCACAGUGUUUUCCGGGAUCUCAGGACGCAGCUCAGGCUGAACAAGGAAGGCUUGUGGACCUCAGGAAUCAGCACCACCCUUUCCAGCACUGUUCCCAGCAAGACUCUGAAGGAAGACAAAGAAAAAAUCACCAAAGAGAAGGAUUCCACCAGAAGGGUGUCCAACGUGCCCAAACCCCAGCUGUCAGAUGGCACCGUGGAAGCUGAAAAUGCCACAUGUGUCAGCCUGAAUGGACAGUACCCAGAAGCAGGGACGUUCCUGGUGGUGGAGAUCAAGCUGGACAAGGCCUUGGUAGCAAAGAGGCUGCCAGAGGAGCUCACCCAGAGGGUGCAGCAGAUGAUCCCUCCUCGGCCUCCGCUGCCGCCCCGGACCACGGGAGCCGAGAAGGCCGUGGAAGAUUACCACAGCCACAUCUCCAGCGUUGCUGCUGCCAUCCUGAGGGAGUGCCACAGGCUGUUUGGGCAGGGGGUGCCCGAGGGGGAAGUGCCAGACCAGCAGACCCUGGGGGCACAGAGGCUCCGGCUCAACUUCGAGCUCAACAGCUCUGGCAAAUACUUUGCUUUUAAGGAACAGCUCAAGUAUGCUGUGGUGAAGAUUGUCAGGGAGAAAUACCUGAAGACCACAGCCUUUGAGACUCAGGAGGAGUUCCAGGCAUUUCUCAGUGAGCUCUAUGUGUACCUUGUGGACCAGAUGCACGUUGCCCUGAACCAGCUGCUGUCUGAGGAAGAUGCUUCUCCUGCCCCUGUGUCCUGCACAACCACAGAGCAGCUCCUGCUCUUUGCUCGUGAAGCUGAAGUCAGCAAGGACUACAAGCUGGCAUCUCUGUACCACCAACAGAGGAUAGCUCAGGACCAGGACAACAUCCAGCCCUGGCUGGACUAUGGUGCAUUCUGCCUCCUGUGUGAGGACACAACCAAAGCCCAGGAGUGCUUCCAGCAGGCUCUUUCUCUGGACCUCCAUCACAUCCCAAGCUUGCUGCUCUGUGGGGUUGUGGCUGCCAUGCUGCAGCACUAUGAAGAGGCAGAGGUUUUCUUUGAGGAUGCCUGCUGCUUGGAGCCAUCCAGCAUCUUAGCCUGGACACUUUCAGGGUUGUUUUAUGAGCUGCAGAACAACAAUGUUCAGGCAGAAGUGGCCUUUCGUGAGGCUAAGAAGCUCCUGCAAGCACAGCUCACCAAGCAGAGGAGCAGCCCUGAGGCUGCUGAGGGAGAAGGAGGGGAAAAGCCCAUUUCUGCUCCAGAGCAGGUCCCAGCCAGCUCAGCUGGUGAAGUGCCAGGGGUGGUGCAGCCUGCCCUGCCCUGUGUGGCACCAGAGGAAGAGGCUGCUGCUGCAGAAGCAGCUCCCAAAGCACCAUCCCCUGGCUCAGGACCCAGCCAGCCUCCCUGCAGCAUCUUCAUGAAGGCAGUGGGAUUCCUGCUGAAAGCCAAUGCCCUCCAGUUUGCUCACAGGGCCCUUGCCCACGAGCUGCUGAGCCCUCAGGGAGGUCCCUCCUGCAGCUACUACCUGGCCCUGGCCCAGACCUACUUGCUGAAGGAAGAUGUGGCCAAGUGUGAAGAAUGCCUUGGGGAGGCCAUGAGGAUGGGCUGCAUGAAUCCAAAUGUCUGGGCUCAGAGAGGGCACCUCUGCUACCUGAAGAGGGACUUUGGCAAGGCAAAGCAGUGCUACGAGCGAGCCAUCAGCUUUGUGGAGGAUGCUGAGGACAUGCACUGCAUCUACCUGCGCCUGGGCUGCAUCCACCUGCAGGAGAAAGAGUAUGGCCGAGCCAAGCAGAUCUACCUGCUGGCCUGCAAGAGCUCUGCGUCCUGUCUCACCUGGCUGGGGGUGGGAAUCGCCUGCUACAGGCUGGUAGAGAUGGUGGAGGCAGAGGAUGCUCUCUCUGAAGCCAAUGCCCUAGAUAACUCCAACGCUGAAGUGUGGGGAUACCUUGCCCUGAUCUGCCUGCAGGGCGGCCGGCAGCUGGAGGCAGAGCAGUGCUACAAGUACACCCUCAAGCUGGGCCUGCGGAACGACGCGCUGCUGCGGGAGAUCCGCGCUGCCCAGCAGCGCCUCGGCUUCGGCGACCCGACCCUCUGA
Colius striatus (speckled mousebird) is the source of this 2811-nucleotide messenger RNA. It is a transcript of the gene CFAP70, whose product is annotated as cilia and flagella associated protein 70. Gene Ontology annotation, biological process: cilium movement; cilium assembly. Lineage: Eukaryota; Metazoa; Chordata; Aves; Coliiformes; Coliidae. The record is from RefSeq and is a predicted model, not a curated record. Gene Ontology annotation, cellular component: motile cilium; extracellular exosome. Gene Ontology annotation, molecular function: protein binding. The transcript has 23 exons.